Messenger RNA from Fopius arisanus, 3501 nucleotides. RefSeq lists its product as uncharacterized. Bases 143 to 3403 code for a protein of 1086 amino acids. The record is from RefSeq and is a predicted model, not a curated record. Lineage: Eukaryota; Metazoa; Arthropoda; Insecta; Hymenoptera; Braconidae. The transcript has 4 exons.
UCUCCUACCGAGUGUGUGUGUUCAAAUAUCAUCAGCAAAUAAUCAGAAAGGUCUUUGCCGAUGAUAUUUUUUGUUGUAACAAAAGUUUGCCCUUUUUUUAUCGCAAGUCGCUUCAUAAUUUUGUAGCCGACACAUAUUAGGGAUGCUGGUUCGUCCUAUUGUGGUUAUUUUAUGGAUGGUAGUAACCGCCAUCGCAAUUCCAUCGCCAAGCUAUAUUGCCGCCACUGAAAAUGGCAAGGCUACACCGAGGCAUAGUUACAAAUACAUCAUUGAUGACGAUAAUGGUGUGGAACAAGGAAAGGUUGAAACCAGAAGUGAUGAAUUGGCAACCGGUCAAUAUUACGUUAAUGGUGAGCAGUCAUCCACGGAUGUGAAAUAUUUCACCGACGAGUGGGGCUAUCAUCCAAUGGUUAAGUACAGUGCAUCGAGUGGUCAUAGUAUGGCUAAUACACAAUUGGCCCUGAGCGAACACGUCGCUCAAGCCCGAGUUAAUGACACCAAUUCCACAGAUGAUACGCAGAUGAUUGAACCAUGGUCGCCAAAUAACUUUGCAAUUCGGGAAAUUACUAACGACAACGAGAAAGUGCUGAAACCAUACAUAGAGGAGGUGUCAGAGAGCCGUGCCACUGAGGGAAUGAAUAAUACUUCACUUACAACGCUCGAAGAGACUCGGAUAAUUGACAAUUCCGGUAGUUUUGGUCAGCGCAUACCCAAUACUCAGAAUAGUGCAAGUACAUUACCCAGGCAAAAUGAAACCCACCACACAACACUUGAAUUACCCCACACCUCUCAGUCAAUAAUCCAUCACACUGUCAACCUAUCUCCUGUCAUUACCACUAAAAAUUCAUCCUCACACCAUAAUUCCUCAGUAUAUAAUUACGAGACUACCCUAGAGAGUAUACGAAAGCUAUUCAACAUGGAGGCCAAAGAAGAAAUUAACUACAAGGACCCACGUAAUCCCCAAGUAUUUCACCGAGAAUUCGCCAGUAACCAGCUAGCGCACCAAAAACACUCCUACCCAGUAUCUGGAGAUAAUAUCGACGUGCAGUUAUUGGAGAAGCCACCGCCACAAGUUUCACGAACAUUCUCUAAGCCUAUUGUCGUUGCUGAAGUCCCCAACUCAGAGCCAUUUGAGUACAAUACAACUUUCCACUGCAACGAUCUGACUGAUGACAGCACUGGAUCCAUUACAUCUUUCACAAUUGAUAAGACUAUACCGUUGACUCCAGCUCCAAGUACUUUGUUAAGCGAUACUGCUGUUUUAGUGACGCCAAAAAUUCACAGCUACUCGCCUAUAACCACAUCUUCUGUGAUACUGAAUCCAAUCCAGGCCGGUGUAGCCCUGAUGAAUGCAGGUGAGGCCGACUUUAUAUCGAGUGACACUGAGCAGCAAUUAAAAUUAGUAAGCUUCAAUGCGAGUGCAAGUAAGGAGAUGGAAAAGCUAUCUUCAAAGAGUAUUGUACAUCCAGGCUUAAUUAUUGGCACAUCCGAUGAAGCUUACGGUGAUGAGAUAUCAAAAUUCAAUGGGCGCGCUGCAGGAAUCGGUACAGCCUCCUAUCAAACGGUUGAAAUACAAAAUUCACGUGAGUUAUAUGACAAUAACCCCGUAGAGGAAAUACAUUAUCCCGCUGAAAUGGCGCCGCAGGUAGUGACCAUCAAUCAACUCUCUCCAAAAUAUCUCAAUAUACCGGUAUAUAAGAAUCCAAGGCAAGUUGAGCAAGGUAAAACUUAUGUGGAUACCGUCAACGCCAAUUUUGGCUACCAAUCGAUCCUCGAUAGACCUGAGUUACUGUUGCAAGAGCUUCAAACGAGUCCCGAGGCUCCACCCUCAACCCGCUUAGCAUCUCAUCCCGAUCGGCAAGAGAAAAAUAACGCCAACGCUUUAGUAAAUCCAAUGAAACACCUUGAAAAUUACGUUGCAUCUAAGAAUCUUCAUGGCAUAAAAUUUCCGAAGGAAAAAGCCACUGACGAGAUAAGUUUUUAUCCUGAUGCAAGGAUGAAAGAGAAUCAUAUUUACCCGGAAUUUGAAUCGGAAAAGGUCUUCCAGAAUAUGCAGGUGAAUGCUCAGCAGACAGGCAUGUCCCUAGAAUCCGGAAAAAGGGUGAAAAAUAAUAGUCAAAGUAAUACAAAGUCUAGCCUCCAGAAAUUGUUGACUGAAGAGAAACAGCAGAAUGUGUAUGGGCACAGCACACGUAUUAUAAGCACAGUGCCACCGACAGAGAUUGAGAAGAUUGAGAUGAAAGGUAUUUCAAGAGAAAUAGAAAAAGCCAUACGACAGUAUUCUUUAUCCGAGGAUAUCGGAAGAAGUACUAUUUACAUUCAUAUACCAACUGAGGACGAUUCACUUCUCGAUAUUGGUAACUACGACAGCCAAACAAUUCGAGGACCUCAAAAGUCUUCGGAGACAGAUGUCCUUAAUGGGAAAAAAUUACAGGAGCAGCAUAUUGUGAAUCCACAUCAGGAUACAUCGCAAUUUUAUCCAUUCCCGGAAGAAAGAGUCCUUGAAAAGGCAGUGACUGCUCUUAACCCAUACCCAAAGCCCAUUGAAAAGAGUUUACCACAGCCGGUUCAUAAACUACUUCCUCAUCUCUCCCCACUUCAUAUAUCACAACCAUACCCAGUUGAGAAGAUUGUUGAGAAGCAAACUCCACUUCAGGAGCCACAUCCCCUCGAAACACUAACAAAACCAUUGGAACUGACGAAUUAUAUCGAGAGCACAAUUCAUAUACCGUAUGGGGUACAAUAUGGAGUUAGUUAUCAGCAAAUUAUGAAUCCGCCUACUAAUAAUUUAUACGAUAGCAACCCAGGUGAACCACAAAUGCAGACUAAUGGAUCCGACCACCUGUUCCAAGGCUACUAUCUCAAUAAACCAGUUGUACCAAUGAAAAAUGCUCAAUUAGAAUUAACUAAACGUUAUGGUUCUUUAAAUCAAUUAUCAAAUAACAAACAGUUACAGCCGCAAGUGCAGCAACCAUUGCAGCAAUCGGCGCCACCGAUUUAUCUAAAGAAAAUUCACUUUACCAAUCAGUUUGUAUUGCCAUUGCAUUCACGUUCAAUCGAUCACCACAUACCUUCCCACAGAAACUUGGUGUAUCGUGCUAUCGAUAAAGGAGCCAACAAAAAUUUAGAAUACAUAGGACCAGUACCAUUACCACAGCAUGCCCUGAAUCUUCAUCAACGAAAUCAGCUGGUACAUCCGCUUCAUCAAGAAACCCUUCGGUUCUUGACUACUGUUGCACGAUCGACUGGUGCUGGUAACUUGAGGAGAGCGAGAUUGCCGGAUGUACAUUAUCAAAGUAGAACGAGUAAUUUCAGACAGUCGAAAAUGGAGUACGGCUUUAAACCUCCCAUGGUACCGUCAGUGCAGUACGACGAACAAACUGCAACUAGAGUGGAAAAUUGACGCUCCAUUUUUUCAUCACUAAUCGUUAAAAACUCUUUGUACUUAAUCUUUCUCUUUGUAUAUUUUUUACAUUCAGUUGACCUUUAAUAGAAUAAUUU